GGCUAAUAGACGUGUCUCUGCAACUCGCUUCUGUGCCGCUUAUAAUUGUGAUGCGAAUUGUCUUGUGGAAAGAUUAUUCGAAGUGAAAAGAGGGGAUUUUGUAGAUCUGGAUGUACAAUGUAUACAAGGAAGCGAAAAAUGCUGCAUCACCCAGACCAGAGUUUGACAGAAUCAUAAGUUAUUGAUCGUGCCUUGCGAUACGUCACCGGUUGCUUCCAACUGAACAAGUUAUCUAGGCGAGCACGCGCUGCGCAGCCGGCAUUUCAAGAGGAGCGUUCAACUUGCAAAGGGUUUAGUAGUUAGGGUGAAAUUUGCUUCAGUUGCGGAUCGGUGAAAAGCUGUUUAAACAUUGGUACUCUGUUUUAUUGAAACAGUUACGGAACUUAUUCACGUCGUCAUGCAAGGAUGGUUGUGUUUUAGGAUUGCACCAAGUUUUCGUACUGUGACCGGAUCCUGUAUGUUAUCUCUUCAGGCCUCUUCCCCCUGGGAAUACCGGUGAAAACAAAGGAGCCAGAGGCGGUGGACAUAAUAAAUGCAUAGGACUAGGCGGCGGCGUGCCCAGGGUGUAUAGGAUGGGUGGAAGUCUAUGGCUCUAUUUAUGCCUGGCAGCAUUUAUUAUCUUUCUCUUACCAAGACCUACCCUCCAAGGCCCUUUCGAGAAGAAGCUGAUCAAAAAAUUAUUCAACGAUGAUUAUGAUAAAAUGGAAAGACCUGCCCAGAAUGAUUCCCAUCCCGUAAGAGUUGAUUUUGGCCUGACAUUGCAGCAGAUCAUUGACGUGGAUGAAAAGAAUCAAAUCAUACACACAAAUAUCUGGUUAAAUUUGAUGUGGAACGAUUAUCACUUGCGCUGGAACCCCAAGAACUAUGGCGGGAUUGACAAACUCCGUAUUCCGCCAGGAAAGCUGUGGCGCCCAGAUAUUCUCAUGUACAAUAGUGCCGACGAAAGUUUCGAUGGCACGUUUCCGGUCAACAUGGUUGUGACUCACGACGGGAAUACCACUUACAUCCCGCCAGGGAUGUUCAAGAGCACAUGCAAAAUAGACAUUACAUGGUUCCCGUUCGAUGACCAGUUCUGCGAUAUGAAAUUCGGGUCGUGGACGCACGAUGGCUCUAAGAUUGACCUACAGAAUCAAGGUGAUGAAGGAGACACAAGCACCUUCAUUCGGAAUGGAGAAUGGGACCUGAGGGGUGUCCCUGCCAAACGAAAUGUGAUAAAAUAUGAAUGCUGUCCUGAGGAAUACAUAGAUAUUACAUUUACAAUCCACAUUCGACGACGAACGCUGUAUUAUGGAUUUAACUUGAUAAUACCGUGUGUCUUGAUCUCCUCUAUGGCUCUUCUGACUUUCACCUUGCCUCCCGAUGCGGGCGAGAAGAUCUCACUAGGCGUUACUAUCUUGUUGUCCCUGACAGUGUUUUUACUGCUGGUUGCAGAAACAAUGCCCCCUACGUCAGAUGCAGUUCCGCUGAUAGGGAUGUAUUUUGCGUGCAUCAUGAUCAUGUGCUCAUUGUCAGUAGUCUUCACAGUCUUAGUGCUCAAUUACCAUCAUAGAAGUGCUGACACUCACGAGAUGCCAGAAUGGGUCAAAAAGGGUAUAUGUGAGUGGUUAGCAUGGAUUUUACGAAUGAAAAGGCCAGGUAAAGAGCUAUCAAGAAAGAAACUUGUACAAAAUGCAAAACUUAGGGAGUUAGAACUUCGUGAGCGCUCGUCAAAGAGCCUCUUAGCAAAUGUUUUGGACCUCGACGAUGAUUUCAGGAGAGAUACACAAAAUAGUUUUAAUGUUAAAAUUGACGAUAAUUUGCACAUGUGCAGCACAAGAAGUGAACUGCACUCUAUUAUCAAGGAACUUAAAUACAUCACCAACAAAAUGCGGAAGGAUGAGGAUGAUCAGGAAGUGGAGGGAGACUGGAAGUUUGCAGCAAUGGUGAUUGAUAGGCUCUGCCUGAUAAUGUUUUCAACUUUCACCAUUACCUCGACCUGCGCCAUUUUGUUCUCGGCGCCUACCAUGUUUGGUUAACGACAACGCCAACGUAGUAUGAAGGCACAACAACAUCGACAUCUUGAGUUCAUUGAGAAAGCAGCGAGGCGGUGUCGUAUGAUUGAGAAUACAUCACCAGGAGAACUCUAGAAUCUAGUGGCGGUGAAAGAAGAGGUCGUGAAAAUGAAAGGUCAGAUGUGUGUUAGCACAUUGACAUUGACGAGGUCCGGCCAUCUUGACCCAUUUCAAGAAUGAAAUUAGAGCCAGCCAGGGAAGAAUGACGAAUCAUAUUGGCUACAUCAGUACCUAAAGACCAGUACCAUCAACAAGAUUGUGUAGUUAGAUAGAUCAUAGAACGGUAGAUAGAUUUAACCUUCCCUAAAAGAAACGGUUUGCAAUCUUCCACAUUUGCAAGUCAAUUUGAAACAAUUUGGUGCUGCGAUGAAAUUUGCAGUUUGCAGCCAUUGGCCUUUCUAAAUUCUCAGGCUGCAGAUGUGAACUUCGCUAGAUAUUUGCAGUUGCUUUUCUAUGUAUAUAUUGUAUUACCAUUUCAAGUGGAUGUUCAAUAUUACCACCAGUUUUAUAAUUGAAAUGACUAUGGUCUGUAGAUAUCGUCAUCACAUUUUGGAUAGAAGUAGAGGGAAAUGACGCCGAGCGAGGAGUGGCAGAUAUUGUAUGUGUGAAGUUAUCAGGAAAGUCAUUUUGGGAAUGAAAGUCUUACUUGCAAUAAUAACCAUAUUCACUUGUAGUUAUAAACUAUAUAUAUCCUCCUGUUUAAGACAUUUUCGUCCCAGCUUAUUGACAAACCUCAAUUUAAUCAGUCCGCGUGGUAUCAGAAUAAUCUGACUCCAAAACCACGACAGAACAUCAGGUGUGACUGAUAUUAUUUGAGUUGAACAUUUUUCGUGAAAAGCAGAUUCAUCCUCUAGUUGAAUAGGAUUGUUGUUUUGGUUGUGGGUUUCCUUGUUGGGUUGUUUUAAAUUUGAAUUUUAUUUCGCAAAGCGUUUGAAUGUCGCAAGUUCCUAUAUCAUUAUGUGAAUGGUGUAUUGCAAUUCAUUGUCGCGGGGGCAUUAAAACAAAGAAAAAAAACACAUGAUACCACUAGUACCGCCGUCUGCAAGUUUUGAAGUUCAUGUGUACUUGAGCAGAUAUAAAUUAACGACGAUAUGCCGAAAAUGGCGAUGCAAGUUUUUUGAUACCUCCAUUUGGUAACUCGUUCUGCUGAAGAAGAGACUUUUGGUUGUCAAACGAUUUUUUUAAAUUGAUAUUUUCUAUUGUUUUGGCUAUUUAUUUGGGGUUUAUUUAUUUUGAAAGGGAAGUCAUGAAUAGUUUGGUUUUAGCCGUUGUUUACUGAUGUCAUGAGGAUAUUGUAAACAUGGUAGUAGCGUACAGAGUACAAUGAUGUUAUUUUGGUGGGCAGCGCUCAUGAGAGUAAAUAUUUAUUAUUUUUUAAUUUUAGUUGAAAAUAGUGUAGUGGCAUUUUCUUGUUCAAUUCUUUUUUCGGAAAUCGAAAUUGGAUUGUGAUAAUGUUCAUGAACUUCGUGAUGACUUUAUUAGGUGAAAUAUUUGGGUGAAUAUAAAAUGUAUUGUCAUUUCUACUGAAUUAACUCUGGAAUAGGCAACGUAAAUAACGGUUUAAGGCCGACAAACCGACAUAAACAAUAUUAUGAUAUUUCUUUUGUAAGUGAAUUAAUAAAUUCAAGUUCAUCAUGCUUGGUAACUUAAACCUUAAACUGAGAACUAUUAACCUGCUUUGCUACAGCUUUUAUAAUUGGAUAAAGGGCUUUAUCAUGUGGUGAUACAUGCAGUUCUUUGGUGUUUUUGUCAAGGGUAACCUACAUCUUUUUCCCCGGCCAUGUCACGGAGAGAUGCAGAAUUUGUUGAAUAACCCGAUUAUAUGCUCAGUUUUGUCUCCGCGUAUUCCGUAGUAGGAUCAUUGCCAACCCUGCCACUCGCCUCAACAGCAAUCUGGUCGAAAUGAAAUGCACAGGGGUUAUCGAUUGUCGGAUGCUCGCUUAUCGAUUGGCGAUACCCGGUCUUAAACUGACAGCAUUUUUGGAGUUACAUGUAUAGCGACAUUUGCGCCGUAUAAAGGUUAACCCAAUCGAAAGUUAAUUGGUUUUGUAAACCCUUGACGAAUUCACCUCUUUCUUCUAUAAGCUGGGUGGUACGAAGAAAGAUCAAUUUAUUUAUUUACACGGAAAAGAUAUCUGUGAGAAGAUAGGCUUGCCCAAAUCCAGCUUCUUCUAAUUCCUAUUAAAUUAUACACUAGUAAUCUUGAUUAUCGUUGUAUUAAACCAUGCACUGGAUAUGUCAAUUGACUAAGUUUUCUUGUUGUUAUUUGGAGAGUAGACGCAGUGAAUUGAAAUAUCCCUUGCAUAAUGUGAUCGAUGAUAGUCAGUGCUUGUAAACAUUGUGGUCGCAUAUUAAGUGAUGAUGUAACCGAAGCCAGCGUUAAAAUGUCCGUUUGUUCAAUAGUGCAGUCGGUUCAUUGUGAUAAACAAGAAAAUCCCAAUGUUAAAGAUCAUUUUGUACUCGAAUGUAUACAUGGGAUGAAUAUUUGGUAGAGUUCAAAAAAAUUAGCACAGCUAAUUAAUGCCCCCCGCACGCGCUCGGCUGAUUCAUCCAAUUUUCUGAAAAUGCUGAUUCAGGGCCAAUGGCGUGAAUGUACGGACCCAUGUGUAAGGCCUUUAUCACCGACAUGUUCAGAAUAUUGGAUAGAAAAUUUGAACGUGUGCCUCGGCAAUGAUAUCCAAUACUUGUUCAAGUGUUUAUUUUGGCCACCUUUUAUUGCUAAAAUACGAUGCCAUUGGUGAAAUAACGCUAUUAAAUGGCUUAUUUUGUUGUACUUGGUUCGAUGGUUGUAUUGUUUGGUUGUAUUAUGGUCAGGUGGCUCUUUUCCAUCCGAGGCCCGUCUCACAGAUUGAUUUCAGCACUAAAGGCACCAUUAUUAAAGCAUUACUUGAGGCAUUGCUUAAUGGUACCUUUAGCGUUGAGGACAAUCCAUGAGUCAGCCCCCAAUCUCAGCAUGGAAAAGACAACAUGCACUUCAUUUUACUUAGAAUGCCACUUGAUAACAACGGUAACUAUUAUGAUUGCAUCCGCGCAUAUUAUCCAAAAUUCGAAAGUCUUUUUCCUGUAACCUGGCCCCGAUACUUGGUUUAACCACUUCCACUCCAAUUCAAAAUUGCCUCAAUUGAACUUGAUAAAGGGGAACAGUAGCCGCGGAAAGCCACUGACAGGGCCUAUUUUUUCGAAACGCCUGAUCGUGCGGAGAGCUUGCAUGCGUGAUGCAUUUUAUGAACUGACGAAUACUUGAUGUCACCAGAGACAGUUUCCUGGGCUAUUUGCUCAAAGCGUGCGUUAUAAGGGCUUGGUUGAUUGGGAGAUGAAAUCUCCUAUCGGGACAAGGUUCGGAUAAAUAGACUGUACAUCGCCAGAAAUAUCGGACAUACAUGUACAUGUAACUGCCCGCACGUCAAGUUGUGGCAUUAGUCCUAUGGGACAUGGCGCUGCGAAAAAAAAUUCCAAUGCAUAUAUAAUGCACGUACACGUACUAGGCAUAUCUGAUUUUAUGAAUAACAAAUUCCCCUAAUAUGCGAAUAUGUUUGGGUUUUUUUUAGAUUCGAUGCAUACGUACACAAUAUGGUUAGAUCCAUUUCGAAUAUUUUUGAAGGAGUCAAAAGCAGCUUGAACGUGGGACAAAAUCAAAUUUUAUAAAGAUUGCAUGAAUCUCCUGUACAUAAUUUUGGAAAACAGCGCCAUUUUUUAAAAUUUAUGUCCUAAAUUGGCGUUUACUCGGCCGGUGCGUCCGUUAUUUCCACCGAUGAUUUCUAUCACAACAAGAGGAAUCCACUAUCGCAAUUCUGAAAUCGCCGCAAUCAGAGUUGUCCUAUGGCUUGUCGCUGCCUGUAUUACGUAGAAACAGGCGACGGUACGCCGUGGGUAGAUCCUCGAUGAGGUACUACAGGCAGCGAUACUCUGUUGAGCGGCCGUGGCCUGUGACUGGAGGCGAAACAACCGUAAUUUAUAGCUACAUUCGUAACAGUACCGGUAAGUGCGUUUCAAUUUUGCGUUAGCCGAUUCCUAGCGAAAUGACGGAUUGAUUUAUUACACUCUACAUGUAGUUGUAAAGAACUUCUCUGUCUGUCCAAAAUAUCUUUGCAAUAUAUCUUCGAAUGAAUGAAUAUACGUAUAUAAUAUGCAGCAUUUAUCAUUUAGUGGUAUAUGACCAUGGUUAUCAGUAUGUGAUGAUGUACAGUUGUUCACAUGACGCACCUUGGUGUAACAUUCUCAGUCAAUUUGAUAUUAAUUUGUUUAUGACUUUAUUUCAUGACGAUUUAAGUAUUUAGGAAUCUGCUUCUUGAGUAAGACAUAAGAUGCAAUGUAUUUCGUCCGCACCAGUCAUUUGUCGAUAUUAAGUUCACUUAGUGCACUUCUAUACUGAUACAGAGAAAGCAAACAAGUAAGCUAGAAUUACAUCUCACGGAAUUCACUAACGGCCCAAUCUUUGUUUACAACAGAGCUUGGUAAAUUGAUGCAGAUGUACACAAUUGUGUACAGUGCAUGGGUUCAAAUAAUCUUAGUACAUUUUGCGUGUUCAUAUGCUGUUACGCCCUUUGACUACAUGCAACCUACUCCAUAAAUUUGGUGCUGUUAGAGGGGCAGAUUUGAGCAGCUUUCAAGAUGAAAAAAACAUGACCACUCGCGAGAAUGGUUUUCAAAGCACUGAGGCCUGUUGAAUCAGUAUCGAAUGGCAUCAGACGUUAAAACAGUAACGUUAUAGCGAGAUUGCUGUUGGUUCUAUAGCUUUGUGGGUGUAAAUAAUUAUGAGAAUGGUUCCACGUUGUUACAAGAUUCACAUUGGUUCCUUAAGUGGGAGGAGGGUCAGCAUCUUUCUCUAGUCUUCUCUGGAAAGAUAUGAAUGACACUCAAAAGUAAUCUAGUUACGGCAUAACGAUCCAAAUAGUCGUUCGGCCAUGUGCGCUGCAUAGGUCCGUUCAGGUUAAAUAAAGCUGUAGAUAAUUAUAUAUGCACAUUAUACAAAAUGGCUGCGUGGACAUACUUUGAAAACAAAAUACGAGCAACUAGCCCGUCAUUGCUGAUUCAUCAUUGCUGUCGUGUAGCCACUUUCAUCCAGCUGGCGAUAUGUACAAAAGACUAGCACGCUAGACUAGAGUUUAUACGCAUCUACGGUUGGAUGAACGAGGCUAGGUGUCGUUAUGUGAAUCAUGCCAACGAUAGGCCUUUUAUUUGAAGUCGUACCUUCAACUAAAAACCAAUGCGCACACCCUUCUGUCAGUCAAUCUUAUGCUAUUUUAUAUUUACGGUUGUAUCGGUUUGACACGUUGUCAACUUGACACUUGUAACUUAAUUGCAGGAUUAGAUUAUGUUCAAUUAUAUACACAUUAGUUGACAGCGACACCUGGUCGUGCAGUUAUGAUGACGUCAUUAAUUGACAAAGCUUAUAGAAACAAUAGAUAUGUUGGGCUGGUUCUGCAAGCCAUACGACGAGGUACGAAAUAUGUAUUUCAUGGACGAUUUUCCUUAAAAGCUACGUGCAGGUAUAUGAAAUAUGAUUUAUGCGCGUCGCGAAAAUGAAUUAGCACAUGACUUGAUCACACGACAGACCUCCGUAGUUCAUAGUGCGUCGUUCGUAUACGGGUUGCGAAAUAUGCCUAUAAAAUAACAACUUGUAGCUUGGAGGAGCUGGGAAGGGGAUCAACUUCUUCUGGUCAAAGUUCGUGAGCGCAGCAUUGCAUAAGAUCGAAUAGAUCAUAGAGAAAUUCGGUGGAUUUGAGUUUGCUACGCAAAAUGAUCCAACUCCUGGGAUGAGAAUGAUUACGUUUUCUUAUCUCUCUGCCAGGUGGCGCUGUCUAUCUUCAUCAGUAGGCCUAUGUCUCAAGUUGAGUGCAGUUUUGUACGUAAAACGUUAUUGCCGCAAUGAGCUAAUUUGGCUGGUGUGUUAAGUGAACUUGGGCUUGUUGUACGCUUAUCUGACCAUAUUUAAUGUAAACUUGCUUGGGUGGCCAUAUAUUUACAUAAACGCAUAAUUUGUCAGGAUUGGAAUUUAAUUGUUUAAAAUGUAAGAUCUCCACCUUUCCUCAAUCAUCUUACUCUUUGUUAAUUUGAAACAUUGACGUUUUUAAUAAACUGUCUUUCUUA
This is a messenger RNA of Lineus longissimus, 8141 nucleotides long. RefSeq names its product neuronal acetylcholine receptor subunit alpha-7-like. The record is from RefSeq and is a predicted model, not a curated record. The coding region runs from base 573 to 2015 and encodes 480 amino acids. Gene Ontology annotation, cellular component: synapse; postsynaptic membrane; neuron projection. Gene Ontology annotation, biological process: signal transduction; nervous system process; regulation of membrane potential. Gene Ontology annotation, molecular function: transmembrane signaling receptor activity; acetylcholine-gated monoatomic cation-selective channel activity. NCBI's taxonomy places the organism in Eukaryota, Metazoa, Nemertea, Pilidiophora, Heteronemertea, Lineidae. The transcript is spliced from 9 exons.